Messenger RNA from Talaromyces stipitatus ATCC 10500, 1592 nucleotides. Its product is annotated as mRNA turnover protein MRT4. Gene Ontology annotation, molecular function: RNA binding. The record is from RefSeq and is a predicted model, not a curated record. The transcript has 2 exons. Gene Ontology annotation, biological process: rRNA processing; nuclear-transcribed mRNA catabolic process; ribosomal large subunit assembly. NCBI's taxonomy places the organism in Eukaryota, Fungi, Ascomycota, Eurotiomycetes, Eurotiales, Trichocomaceae. The coding region runs from base 169 to 909 and encodes 246 amino acids. Gene Ontology annotation, cellular component: nucleolus; preribosome, large subunit precursor.
GAAGCAUCAAGUUUGUGCUGCGCUAUUCGCAUUACUUGUUCUGAUUUCUUUCAAAAUAAGAUCAAUCUCUAGCAGAUUUGAAUAUCUUAUCAAUAUACAGUCGUUCAACACCCAAGAGAACUAUUCCAGCCAGUCCAUCAUCAAUAAGCCCCGCGAACAUCAGCCAAAAUGCCUGUCUCCAAGCGUGCCCGUAUCGUCCACGAAUCCAAGACCAGCAAGAAGAAUCAUAAGGAGCAAACCCGACGCCUGUUUGCCAAUAUCCGUGAAUGCGUCGAGCAAUAUGACCAUCUUUUCGUAUUCUCUGUCGAUAACAUGCGCAACACCUAUCUGAAGGAUGUGCGCACGGAAUUCUCCGAUGGCCGACUCUUCUUCGGCAAAACAAAAGUCAUGGCCGUCGCUCUCGGAAACACACCAGAGACCGCUUUCGCCCAAAACCUCGAGAAAUUGACACCCUUCCUCACCGGCGCCGUGGGAUUACUUUUCACUUCCCGAUCUCCCGAAGACGUCAUUACAUAUCUCGAAUCAUUCCAUCCUUCUGAUUUUGCUCGCGCCGGAACUGUUAGUACCCGAUCCUUCACCAUCCCCAAUGGAGUUGUGUAUUCGCGCGCAGGUGAGAUUCCGACCUCAGAGGAUGAUCCGAUCAGCCACACUAUCGAGCCUGCGCUUCGCAAACUCGGUGUUCCUACGAGACUUGUCAAGGGACAAGUUGUGUUGGAAUUGUUGGAUGGCGAGAAGGGGUACGCAGUCUGCAGGGAAGGAGAGACUUUGGACUCGAGGCAGACUACUUUACUUAAAAUGUUUGGUGUUGCUACCUCUGAGUUCCGUAUCGAUCUCAAGGCUCAAUGGGACCGGAAAACCGGCGAAGUCAGGAUACUAGAGAAGUCCGAGGGUGCAAUGGAUACGGAGUAAAAGAAUAGCUUUCUAUAUCUGUAUCUUUUGUUUGAGGGCUUAAGCUUCUUUCGCGCAUUUCAACGGCGUUCGGCGCUUCGGGUUAUUUGUUGGGCUUUUUUAUUUUCAUCUAGUUUGAGGAAAAGUGACACCAAAAUCCUAUGAUUCCGAGUGAAGAUAUAUUGGUCGAUCUUAUGUAUAGACGUUCAAGGGGUGAAGCCCUAGCAUCAAAAUGUCAAUGCCCAUUACCUUUGAACAUUAAUUUAUUAUUAUGUCAACUUUACCUAGGUAGUCGAACAUCUGACUCGGGAGUCCUACCGCAGUACGAAUGAAACGACCAUGCUUGUCUUAAAUCUCACUCUGAUAUUCCAUAAAGCCACGGCCGAUUUCGCUUACCUAGCUUAUCAUGCACCUGUGCCUUCCUUUCUUUUUUAUAUUCCAGUUAAAAUACAGAUACUUACCCACAUGAUUUGAAAAUGAAAAGAUAGAAUAGAAAAGGAAACAAAACGUAGAAAGAGAGGGAAUGCAAGCUGUUCUUGAUGGACCGCCUAGAGAAUUCAAACAGACUGUCGUAGAGGGGAUAUAAUCUCGCUCUCACCAUAUAUGCUGACCAUGAGAGAUUAUGAGGUUGACCGGGGUGCGAUUAACAGUAAUUCAAGCGGUUGAUUUCAUCGAUCCUUGAAUGUGAGUCGACCUUACCCUCA